AUGAUACCUCUCGCUCUCCUGACUCUUCUCUCCUCCACCCUCAUCGACGCUUCCCCCGCAGCGGCACCUCUCUCGCACGCAUCCCACGCAGACGCACCCCUCUUCCCCCAGUCGCAGUACAAUUCGAACGCUCAUUCACAUUAUUAUGAUAAACGCUCCCCGGAUGGCCUGCACUUGGAGCUAACUCGCAGAGCGUCCCACUGGAACUCUUCCUCCGGAGCCCUGGACCUAACGUACUACGAUUCAGUAGCAGACCAUAUCCGGGGCAAGUACGGGUAUGCGAACAGGGCCCAGAAGAGGGCCCUUGCUGCAGGAGCAAGCUGGGACGAUAUCCUGCACAAGAGAGCAGCAGCGGAUUUACCUGUAGUAAACCAGCGCGCAGACUCAAGUUACUUUGGCACUGUUCAGAUCGGUACCCCACCGCAGCCAAUGAACGUUAUCCUCGACACUGGAUCUUCCGAUCUCUGGGUAGCCGACUCCUCUUGUCAAACGUGUGACCCGACCACUCCCUUGUUCAGUCUAUCACGGAGCUCUAGCAUUCAAGGAGGCGGCACCAGUGGGCAGAGAGUUACUAUUAGAUAUGGCUCAGGCGAGGUAGCAGGAUCCGUCGCGCAAGACACGGUCGCGAUGGGACCUUUUACCUUCCCCCAGCAAACGUUCCUUGCCGUAGACCAGACGAGUAAUGGGCUCUUAGAUGGGAGUGUUUCAGGGAUUUUGGGACUGGCGUUCAGCGCGAUCAGCAGUACAAGAAGUACCCCUUUCUGGCUGAAUCUCUUGAACAACGGGGGCACAGCUAAUUCACUCACCGCGCCAGAGAUGUCAUUCUGGCUGAGACGUCUGAGAGGUGUACCUGGUGUGCAACUCGAAGAGUCUGGGGGAGUGUUUACGCUCGGAGGGAGGAACUCGUCUUUGUUCCAAGGAGACGUUGAGUUUUUGCCGCUGACGGGUGGAAAUACACGGACUUUCUGGUUGUUGAAUUUGGCUGGUUUAACGGUGAAUGGAAACGUCGUCAAUGUUGCGACGGGAAACGCCGGCGUCAGUGCUAUUGACACUGGUACUACCUUGAUUGGAGGCCCGUCGGCUGAUGUUAGGGCUAUCUGGGACGCGGUACCAGGAUCUCAGCCAGUUGACGGCAUGGACGGAUUCUUCUCGUUCCCGUGCACUCAAACCGUCAGAAUGACUAUCUCUUACGGCGGACAAUUCUGGCCCAUAAAUCCCCGCGACAUGAACCUCGGUCGUCUCGCUCCCGGCUCCUCGCAAUGUCUCGGCGGCGUCUUCGAUCUCGGGCUGGGCAGCAGCAUCGUCAGCGGAGGAGGAAACCCUAAUUGGGUCGUUGGGGAUGUAUUCCUGAAGAAUGUGUAUUCGAUAUUCAGCGCCGGGAAUCCCCCGAGUAUUGGCUUUGCGCAGCUCUCUGACGCUGCGGGCGGGUCGUCUGGUACGCCCGGUACCAAUGCCAACCCCAGUCCGAACACUGGGAAUAACAAUGAUGGGAAUUCCUCGGGCACUGGAAACGGUGCGAUUGGCGGCACACAACUGGUGAUGAGCGCUGUGCUGGCUCCGGUGGUCGUUGCUCUCUGGGCAAUGAUGUGA
Pleurotus ostreatus (oyster mushroom) is the source of this 1590-nucleotide messenger RNA. RefSeq lists its product as uncharacterized. Gene Ontology annotation, biological process: proteolysis. Gene Ontology annotation, molecular function: aspartic-type endopeptidase activity. The coding region runs from base 1 to 1590 and encodes 529 amino acids. The record is from RefSeq and is a predicted model, not a curated record. The transcript is spliced from 9 exons. Lineage: Eukaryota; Fungi; Basidiomycota; Agaricomycetes; Agaricales; Pleurotaceae.